GGCGGUGGCAACGCGCCUGCGCAGUGCAUCCAGGGGGCUCGGCGGCGUUCGGUGCUGAAGUGGGGCGGAUGGCAGAAAAAAACAGCGGCGAUGGACACAACACCGCGGGAUAGCCAUUUACGAUGCCGUUGAACAAACAUCGGGACGUCGCGUUUUCCCACCUAUCACCCUAGGACGCUGACAGCUCGACGCAAACGGGAUGCUGUACUUUCACCGCUCCCUGUGCUCGCAAGUCCAUAAAUGACCCUUUCAUCGAGACCCAAGGAAGCCUAGGAGGCGACGGUGAGCGAAGCGAAAAGGAGCGAACGAAACAAGUCAACAAGGGGAGGACGUAGUUACAUCUCACCUCAUCUUUCGAGUCCAUUUCUGCACCAGUCGGUCAGGGAUGGUGACACCAGUAACCUCUCUUCCCUGUGGUGAAAAGAACUUCAUUGCCGAGCCCAGUAUCUCCAGCAAGCCAAACAGACACUCAGACAGUCUACCAGUCAGUCACUCCGUCAACCAGCCUGCUAUCAUCCAGCAACCUAUUACCUCACGCCAUGACUGCUCUGUCUGAUCUGUGUUUAGGAACUCACUAAUUCAUGCCCCGGAGUGUGAGUGGAGUGGAGAUGAGAAAAAGGCAGGCGGCUCAUAUCGAGGCCCCACCCCAGGCCCCUGGACAGCCCCGACCCAACACCUGCUGCCUCUGCUGGUGCGGCUGCUGCAAGUGUCUCUGGAAUGAAGACAGAAUGGAGAGGAGUGAAAGACAGACCUGCACCAAGAUGGACAGUAUUGAAGCUGCUGAAGAACAACACCCCAGUCUGGACGAGGUGCUGUCGUGGGCUCGGAGCUUUGAGAUGAUGCUGCGCUCGCUGGAGGGUCGGGAGAUCUUCCGGGAGUUCCUGCGCUCCGAGUACAGCGAGGACAACCUGCUCUUCUGGUUGGCCUGCGACGAGCUGAAGAAGGAGACGAAUCCCUCAGUGGUGGAUGAAAAGGCCAGGAUCAUAUACGAAGACUACGUGUCCAUAUUGUCACCCAAAGAGGUGAGUCUGGACUCGCGGGUCAGAGAAGGAAUCAACCAGAGCCUGGCGGAGCCCAGUAACCUCAUGUACGAGGAGGCCCAGCUCCAGAUCUACACCCUGAUGCACCGCGACUCCUACCCCCGUUUCCUCAACUCCUCCGUUUACAGAGACCUCCUGGCCAGCAGGAGGCGCACCUGCCUCGACACCUAGACCCCUUCGCCCUCCGUCAUUGCCAUCGAACGCCAACAAGACUACUACUUAAACUUCAAAUACUACUAUGGUGCCAGAAGUCGGGUUUGGAAAAUCUCUCCCUCUGUUUCCGAUUGAAAAGACUGAAUGACAUCCGAGAUAGCUGGUUGUUUUAUUUUUUUUUAUUUUUUAUUUUUUUUUUAAAUUUAUAUUUUUUAAGCAAUUUCUAUCCAGUUCUCCACUGGAGCCAGGUCGGCCUUUGCUGGUUGGUUUUUUUGGUCAGUUUGAGACCAAUAAUGCUGGCCAGUGAUUGUUUUGCUAGCAGUUUGUGCUGUUUGUUUCGGUUGACUGGCCAAACCACGUAUCGGCUGUCGGUGUGAACCUGACGGCCAGCUGUUGGUUAACUGUGGACAAGGACUCCUCAGGCAGUGGGGACAGAAAGAGAGAGAGAGAGACAAAAAAAAGGACAAGCCCACUGUUCCUGUACUGUAAUAUUUAGACCUUUUACCCUCACUUUUAAUACUGUCUGUCUUUCUCUUUUCCAUUUUGAUUUUCUAUGUCUGUCCCGUUCCUCACGUGUUCAGUUUUGAUUUCUUCACUGUCCAAACAUGACACCUAGUUGUUGUUGUUGGUGGGAGUUGAGGGCGUCUUUGCCCGUUUUUUUUCCAGUAGAAGCACUGGCUCUGCAUGCGACUCUCUCUCUCUCUACAGUAGCUUGACGAUAAAAGCCCGGGACUGCAAGCGUUUUUGAAUACUGAGAAGUUUUGAGGCGGGGGGAGUCGUCCCUCUGUCCAACUGUCUGUGUUCAGUGAAGGGAAAAAAAAACACUUCUGCCAAUUUUAAGCAUACUGCAGAUUUUUAUUGAGGAGAUUGGAAGGCUUCUGCAGCAUCCAUCCAUCCACCUGUCCAUCCGUCCGUCCGUCUGAGCACUUUCCUUCAUUAGGAUUCUUUAACUGGGAGAAGUAAGGGCUAGAAUUGUGGUUGGGCAGCUACAUCUAUUAUUAUUACUCAUGAACUUUCAAAAAAAAAAAAAUCUCUCCAUUGAGAAAAUCACAAUGCCUUUACUCGUAGGAAAAGGCAGCACAAGCGCUGCUGGAGUUUUUUCUGGAAAGCAACCACAGUUUGUCCAACAAUCCCUACCUCCCAUCUUCUCUCCCCCUUCCUCCCUCCUCCUCCUCCCUCCAGCUCAGACCAUCACAGCCUGACAAGCACAGGUGCCCGAUGUGGGGGGAAAAAAUCACAGCUGGAGAAAAUAUUAAAAAGAAACCCACAUUGAUUCAUCUACAUUUUCAAAUUGUUGAGCAGAAAAAAAGGUGUUUUACAAAGAAUGGAGCAUUAUGGGAGGAGAACAGUAGCAGACGCCGCAGGCACUGACGUAAAUUAGAGGGGUUACUGAGCCCUGGCCUUCGUCUGUAAGGCUUUAACUUUAGAUGCUGUGGACGGUCCCUGGGGUUGGACGUCCUGUAUCAGCACACGCAAAACCGGGUGCCAAACAUGAUGUCAAAGAUGCUGUGAAGAGAUAUUUGAUGUGACUCGUCUCCGUCAUUCCGACGUGCGCUUCGGUUAGCUACUGCCUGUUCCAGACGCUCGAAGAGGGCUUGGUUUUCUUAAUAAUGCUAACAUGCUACCAUUACCAGGCUAGCAAAAAAAAAAGAAGUUUGCGUAGUCGUGCGACACACUAGCCUUUCCGACAAAAGCCAACUAGGUUUCAGCAUGCUGUAGGCAAGCAGUUAGCAUGCUUGUGCUAGCCAUGCUAACCCUCCAUCCCACUGCCGGCCCUCGCACACUCUGCUUGGUUUUUCUAACCUGACUUUGACAGCAUGCGAUGAUAACGGCCAUGUGUGUGUGUGUGUGUGUGUGUGUGUGUGUGUGUGUGUGUGUGUGUGUGUGUGUGUGUGUGUGUGUGUGUGUGUGUGUGUGUGUGUGUGUGUGUGUGGUACAGUUACACACUUAACCGAAAAAAGAAAAGUUAGAGGGGAUUCUUGCCAAAUUUUUUUAAUAUAUAAAAAGGACGUUUUGUUUUUGACGACGUGAACUUUUGUUCCCAGCCUGUGGAUGCGCCGUAGAAAGUGCAUGAGUGCAGUAUAUGCUAUUUUUUAAAUUAACUGAGCCUCUGUUCGUAUCCAUCACGUCACUUGAUGGAUAUCUGACCUCCUGGUUUGGUCGGUGGUUCGUUAGAGCAGUUUUUAAUGAAUCGGUGCCACUGAUAGAUGGAGGCGUCCGUCGUCGCCGCCUCCUUCAACUACCUGAAGUUCACGUGCCAAGAGCAGAUGGUGUGGGACGUCUAGCAGGCUACUGAAGUGCAAUUGGGUGCAGAUUGGAGUGAAUUUGAGGCUGUCUCACUUCGUUUGAUUGGUUUUUGAAUGGUCAGAAUGUUCAGCUUUCAGGACAAUGUUUUUGACGGUGCCGCUGGAUUAUUUGAGAGAAACUGGCUGCUUCUAAGUUAGCACUUGCAAGUUUUACUAGAGGAAAUAAAUGAGAUAAUUCAGUUUAUCUUAAAAAAAACACCUCCAGAUGUAUUUUUCACUUGCAAUCUUUAAAAAUGCUAACGAGAUGACAACUGCCAGUCGUGAUUUAUUGAUUCUGAAUCAUCACUGUAAAGUCAGGAAGGUGAAAAACCCAAUAAUCACCCCGCAGUUUUACAAUGUUUCUUAUUCUAAUAUAUCUAUUUAACCUUUGGCAAUACAGUACUCACAUGCAGACUGCAUUAUUAUCCAUAAGGGCUUUGAUUGAUGUUGCUUGGCUACUUUAAUGAAGAGCUUUGCAUGCAUGCGCCCAGAGGAACACAGCAGUGAUCUCUGAUACCGAAGGAUCAGUUUUUUUCACAACAGGGUUCCAGAUGUUGCAUUCGGGCACCUCUGGAGUUUUUUUUUCGACUCGGCAGAGAACACCCGUCACUCAUACAGCUCUCCUCCCCCUCCGCUGCACAGUUCCAGCUCCGUUUCCUCGUCCCUGAGUCUAUCUAAUAAUUAACAGGAGAAUGUUUCACCAAGAACCAGAUAAUGAAAUCAUGGUGCAAUCAAACCGAGUUUACAUUAAUGAAUUGUGCGAUGUGUUGUUAAAUACUCAUACCAGUGGGGGGCCAGCAGGUUUAAGGCUGGUGUCUGCCCAGUGCUGGCUGGAGUUUCAAACUGGGAGUGUUUUACUGGGAGGAAGUCCUUUCCUCUUAAUUUAUUGUGACUUUUACACAGUUUGGGGGGGGGGGGGGUAAAAAAAAGUACACGGUUGUUUAUUUUUAAUAACUGCAUUUCAAAAUGUGGAUUUUACAAGCAAUGACGAUGAUGUGAAGGGAUGUUGGGUCAUCGCUGAGUUUUGAUUUUUUUGUCUUUAAAUUUCCAUUGAUUCCAAGCGAGUGGGUCUUUUUGAAAAACAUGGCUGUGGUUUUUAAGGUACUUGACUAAACAUGAAAAAAAAAUAAUGAAAAAAAGAUUGAGAGUCCUGACGGGAUGGAGGAGGUUUGCGAAGCUUUGGCCUUACUGACACGUUUUUUAUUUUUUUUUUCCUUUGUACAAAAAAAAGAAGAAGAAAAACAAACGUCUCUGUAGGCUUUUCACUACCUCUCAUGUUGGUUAAUUUAUUUCACAUCUAGUUGUCAAUGUACGAGUUGUUUUUAGAUCUACUUGAAGCCUAACACUGUAAACAAAAAUGUGCACAGAAAAUGACUAUAUGUAUAUUACCAGAGGGGUUAAAGAGAGCUUGGCCUAGUCAACAUAAUUUUUUUUGUUUGUUUGUUUGUUUGUAUGUUUGUUUUGAAUUGUGUUGAGCUGAACUAGAUUUUUGCAUCUCUAUAAAGAAUUCAGGAAUCCACUGUCUAAGGGCUAAUCCCAUUUUUGCCUAUGCAAAUCUGUUACUGUGGGUGAGCUGGGAAAGGGCGAGCUACCGCACCUUUCACCUGUUGUAGAUGGACCAUGGUUUACAUUGCCCUUUGCUGAUAUUCUUCAAUCUUAUUCAGCAAAAAUGUACACUUAAUUUUGUUUCUAUAUAAAUAUAAAUACUAUAUAUAUCUAUAUAUAUUAUAUAUAUAAAUAUAUAUAUAUAUAUAGAUAUAUAUAUGACAAGUAAUUUACACAGAAAAUAGUAUAUGCCUUCAUGAUGAUAAAAAAAAAGAAACCUUGCUGAAAACAAAUAAAUGUGUUGUCUGACAUGUGGCUGUGUGCUGGAGUCUUGGUAACAGACGACUGGAAUUCAUUCUCAGACCCCAUGCAGUAUUUCCUAACUGAGGGUGUAAGAAAACCUUUAUUUAUUGAACCUCAUCAUGACUUUCUGUGACAUUGUUACCCAGCCCCCAAGGUGUUCGGGUCGUUUUCUUUCACUGUAACAUUUGGUCAUUCUUUUAAAGCAAGAUUAUGUAACUUUUGCUCAACGAAGGCCGUUGGUUAAAGAUUAAACAUUACGUAGCACAAGUAGAGUCGUAAAGUCAGCAAACAGACUCAGUAAUGUCAGUUGCACAGUGUUUAGCCUCCGAUUUGAAGCAAAGGGUCUGUUUUACUGCUUCUGGGUUUUUAUUUUUAGUCAAAAGUUACAUAGUCUCUGUUUGAAGGGCUGAGCUGGAGCAAACCUGGAAACAAAAAGCAAGCCGAGUCAUUAAUGGCAUAUGCCUUUGAGAUGCGCACUGUCCAUCACGUUCAUCAUGAAAAUUCCACUCGCCAUGAAACGUUCGACACUUUAAUGUGGUUAAUCUUUUCGUUGUCCGUGGACGCCGCACGGCCGUUUGUGAAUUUGUAAUUUUAAUGAGUGCGGCGCCACGUCAUCACAAAACUUAUUUUUCUAUUCAUGAACUUCUUCUUUUUGUAGCCACAUCCGGUCAGACUAUCACUGUGUUACUACAGUAGCAUUGAUGUGGAGCAGAAGUGGAUUUUUUCAGUUUUUUUAAAAACACUCCACUAAUGCAAAAGUAAUAAGUUACUCACAGGACCACUCGCUCAGCUCUUAUGCGCCACUUUUAGCAUCGAGCUGAGGUUUGAUUUGGGUCUUUUAUUUUGAAAAUGUAUCUCCUGACCUCCUGGAAAAGAGAACAGGAUGGUUGAUGUAUAGAUUUUUUUAUUUCCCACAGUGCAUCAUGGCUAAAGAAAGACGGGUUUAUCGACUGAUGUUGGUUUGUGUUGGAUUCGGUGCCUCUUUAUGCUUCACAACAGACCUCAAGAUCUCUUUCUCUGUCCGUCUCACUUUCCUUCUCUUGGGCUCUCGCUUCCUCUCUGUAACAUCACACAUGCAAUGCUGUUAUUAGCAGUUCGAGCAGAGACGGCCCCGUUUUACUGCAAAAAUCACACAGAUGUUUGAUUUAUCCUACACCGGUACCGACGCCCUCCUACCGUCUCUUUUUCGUACCUCUCCCGGAGGUGUUUUUGUGCGACUUUAGGAAAAGAGAUAACGUUUGUGCAGGUACUUCUUGAAGGUGGCUUUCAACAGUUUUAGGCAAUCACUUUUGUCUUUAUUGAUUUAGAUGCCUAAGCCUCUUGGUUUUUUGUCAUGCCUUUGUAGAUAGAUCGCAGUCGUCGAGAAAUGAUCUGCAGGUGAAAAUAAAAAGAAUUUUACUGUCACUUUAGGCAAUUAAAAGAAGUGACAUUUUUUCUAUUCAGCAUGCUUUGUGCUAAAUAAAUGAAAUAAUUCAGUUAUUUGCUAUAAACGAUACUGUAUGAGUAUGUAUUCAAGUACUGCAGUAUGCAGACAAUUAAAAAUAUGAGAAACUCUUUUAAGAGGUUCAUAUUUUUCUUCUAGUAUGUUUGACUAAUAUUGACGGUUAUGGGUACUUAAUUCUUGUUUUGAGUGUCUCAUGUAUUACCAGAAUGACUAAAUGACCCUCUUUUAAAUAUAGACUAUGGUUGGUUAUUUCCACGUGCAUGAUUUGCAGAGAAAUUUACCAGGACAGUGCUUUAUAACCAAGAGUCUGAGAUCAAGUCAAGCUCAACUUUUCACUAUUUUUCACUGGUUGCUUGACGACUUUUGGCGAGAUCCUGACUGUUUUGUUUACAUCGAGGCAGGUGAAAAUGUGGUUGUCGUCGUCACAAAUGGAGAGUGAAAUUAGUCUGUGACCUCCGUUUUUUGGAUUUUAAAAAGGCAGAGAUGAGAAAAUGACCAUUGAGCUUUAAAACAGUAGCCAGUAUAAGAAUGAGGAAACAUCUCGGAGCACUUUGUUCCUACCAGAACACUUUUCAUCAUGAAAUUUAUCAGAGGAUCAUCGAAACCCUUAACUGUAGCAUUGAGAAGACUUUUCUAUCGUCUCAACUGAUGAAACGCCACCCUGUGUCGUAAAAGAGCACAGGAGGGACUCAUCUCAUCCGGAAUCGUCUUACAUUAUUGUGAAUCUGUACUUUAAGGCAGAGCGGGAGCAAAAUGAAAAGCACGAAUGAUGACCGAAGCAUUAGGGAAAUUAGAUUUAGUGAGAAAUCUUAAAUUAUGUGGCAAUUUUCUGCAUAAUACAGAGAGCAGAGUAAAGAUUAAAGACAUAUUUGGGCUCAUUUUAGACAAUGUGGAUGCAACUAGAUUUAAAAAUGAAUUCAAAUGUAAUGGAAAGACAAAGUUAAAUAUAAGCUUAUACAGUUUUUUGCUGAGAGUUACGUAAAAAGAUUGACUUUCAGUUCGACGCUACAGCCAGUAGCCGGUUAGCAUAGCCUAGCUAGGACUAGCUAGCUAACACUAAAGGUGAAACUGCUAGCCUGGCUCUAAGCUAAUUGAGUUACUUAUGUUGAAAUUUGUUUAAUAUCUACUAAAACCAGAGGUAAAACAACAAUUUCUGGUUUUAAUGUCGAUAAAGUGUCAAACUAUUCUUAUACGUAGCUUUGUGUAAGCUAAGCUAAAGGCUACUGGCUUCAGCUUUACAUAAAUAAUCUUGUGUAACUCUCGUCAAGAAAAGGAAAUAAGCAUAUUUGCCAAAUUAAUCCUUAAAAAAUAUAUUUUAAAAGUAAUUUAGGUGGGAAAAUGAUACAAUGUAAUGCUUCUUUGGUGGAUAAAAUAUGGCAAAAUUGUAAUCUACCUUUGGUUUGGAAUUGUUUUCGGUAUAAAAUCUCAUGUUCUGUUGGACUCCUGAUGAAACACAUUUUGUCACCUGUCUUUUCACAUUGCUGUCGUGGGUUUGUGUCACCUCUGAAUCCUCCACAUGUAAACUACAGACCUGUGUAAACAGCCGCUGAUGUGAAUUACAGGCAAACACAUCAGGUCCAACAAAAAUUGUAACUGUCACAAAAGAAGCUGAUCACUAUUUUUUAUUUGUUUUCUACUGUUUUAAUUUACUCCAGUCAGAUGUUUUUUUGGGGUCAUUGUUUGUUACUUUUUUUUUAAUCUCAAAAGACACAAAACUUCUUGUUCAUCAGCCUUUAACUUCACAUGAGUGAGCGUUAACAGCGUGCUCGGUUGUGGUACAUUUUAAUCUGUCUCUGUCUUUGUUUACACGAUGACAUCUUGCAUUAAAAGAAAACUCCAAUCUAUGGUAACUGCCCUUGAAUAUCUGUAAUUUAAAUAGUGCUGCUAGAGAAAGAAAUCUAAAUGUAACAACUUACAAUAAAUACUUAAUAGAUUUUUGCCAAA
Messenger RNA from Amphiprion ocellaris (clown anemonefish), 8714 nucleotides. RefSeq names its product regulator of G protein signaling 17 (gene rgs17). NCBI's taxonomy places the organism in Eukaryota, Metazoa, Chordata, Actinopteri, Pomacentridae. The transcript is spliced from 6 exons. Bases 582 to 1211 code for a protein of 209 amino acids. The record is from RefSeq and is a predicted model, not a curated record.